AUGCAGCAAUCUCCAGAGAGGGUCGAACUACCGGCUGCCUUUGAGGACGUCGAUGUAGACAUCCUCGCCCGCCUUAUAGCCGAUAUGAUGGAACGUUUGAUGGCUCACAACGACCAAAUACCUCUCUCCCCCAAAAGUCUCACUCGCUUCCAUUCCCGUUCAGCCCCCGGGAUCUCCGUCUUAGACUACCUACGACGCAUCAUCAAGUUCACUAAAGCUGAGCGGUCAUGCCUACUAAUCACCUUGCACUACAUCGAUCAAAUCUCCGUGCGGAUGCCGGUCUUCGUCCUCUCUUCCCUCACUUGCCAUCGCUUUGUGAUCACGUCGAUAUGCGUAUCGAGCAAGUGCCUAUGCGACGCAUUUCACAGCAACAGCGUGUAUGCCAAGGUCGGCGGCAUCCCCGUCACAGAACUCAAUGUCCUUGAGCGCGAGUUUCUGCGCAUGAUCGACUGGAAUCUCACGUGCACCCGUGAAGUCCUCCAGGAAUACUACGUCAACCUCGUCCGCACGUACAGCAAGGGCGGCUUCGUCAUUGCCGACGCCUCCUCGAGCAGCAUAUCCUCGGACAGCGACAUGGACUACGAAACCUCCCCGCAGGCGUCCCCCAUCCCCACCCCGCAGCCCUCACUCCAGAUCCUCCAGGCGCAGCGAUUAAACGGCAGCGGGCCGUCCGCCCGCAGUAGCAGCUCUGGGCGCCGUGAGCAGUCGACGAUCCUCGUUGACCCUGCCACGCUCGCUCCGGAGUCUCCGAACCCUCCGACCGUGGAGCAGAAUAUGGCGUUCGCCGCGCUCCAGCAGCAGUCCGAGCCAGACAUGGACCUUUCGUGA
Molecule: messenger RNA, 828 nt
Organism: Dichomitus squalens LYAD-421 SS1
Lineage: Eukaryota; Fungi; Basidiomycota; Agaricomycetes; Polyporales; Polyporaceae
Product: cyclin-domain-containing protein
Exons: 6
Coding region: 1-828 (275 amino acids)
Biological process (GO): regulation of cyclin-dependent protein serine/threonine kinase activity
Cellular component (GO): cyclin-dependent protein kinase holoenzyme complex; nucleus
Molecular function (GO): cyclin-dependent protein serine/threonine kinase regulator activity; protein kinase binding
Source: RefSeq, a predicted model, not a curated record